This is a messenger RNA of Pelobates cultripes (western spadefoot toad), 154 nucleotides long. The record is from the annotation of a GenBank genome assembly. Lineage: Eukaryota; Metazoa; Chordata; Amphibia; Anura; Pelobatidae.
AUGGCCGACGCCUUCCAGCCAUGUGCACGCCAAAAGGAAGUGAGGACUCGGAACCAAAGUGUGCCCUCACCGCAGACUGCGUCCGCACCCACCGACUGCCUCCAAGAUAAACCUGCAGGAUCCACAGUGCAACCAGCGGCGCUGGCAGCAAAAA